AUGUCCCUGCAAGGCCAACGCGUAUCGAAGGGCUUACCGUGCGAGGGGCAGGACCGAUUCCGUCUGCUCUGGGAGGACUAACGGCGCUGGAGUGGCUGGGGCUGGAAUACAACCAACUGAGUGGUGAGUGAUGCUACAGGGGCGAAGCUCCCGCGUGCCCCAGCGAGUCGUUGUCGUGGUCGCACCCCAGAAUUGUGUUUGAUGAUCGGUGAAAGAACUUCGAUGGGUCACUACUAGCCCUCUCGGAGGAGACUGGUGUGUUUGAAAGCAUUGUCCCAAGUGAAGAGAUGCCUUGUCUGGAAUUUCAUGCUGCAUCAGAAGUAUCGUUUCACUCUUUCAAACUCAAGUCUUGUUUGCAUGGUUCUCGCUUCCGACCAACACCUGUGACACCUGCUCACCGGUGGUGUCAUGCUAACUAGUAGAGAGUCACCUAUCAUUGUUGAGAGAAAGUUCUUUGUUUUUCCGAAAUUGAACAGCGAGCAUUUAAACCAAAGAUCAUGUCCAUACCAGGAAUCGAAUCGGCGAUUGCACUGCUCACGUUCAAUUCUGGAUCGUUUGUUCGAUGUCCUGAGAAGAGGUGAUUUGCUGAGUGAUGAGCUGUCCCCAGAUUAGUAGGACUGCGAGGAUGCAAGUAUUUUGUUGUUCUCAACUCAGCCUCUGAGUCGCAGUGAUUGGCCCCCCCUGGUGUCACCUCUGCUGAUGUGGUUUUGAUUGCCGAAAUAAAGUCUUCACACUCACCGAACAGCAACAUUUUCUGUCGAUUAGCUCUCGGCACUAUGCACAGACAAAGAAACGAAUUUCGGUGUGGUCAUGGAUAACACCUCCAGUAGAAUGACAUACUAGAAUACUACCGUCGGACAUCUGUGCCCCGUGAUUUGUGCCAACCACUCGCAAGAAGGACGUGAGCCCAAUCGAGUCGUGUGAAAGGGUACAGUAUGUUUAACAUUGACAACAGCAGUGGGGCCAUCGCUCAGACUCUGCGAUUGAGUCAGGAACAAAUUCCCAUACUCUCGGAAACUGCACGCGUGCAUAUCUUCGAGGCCGGGGUGAGUGCGAUAUUGGGUUUGUCGUCCGACCAGGCCAAUUGUUUCAGACGUUGAAGGGUUGCAGAGAGGUCGGCCGUUGCAACCGCAGGCGGUCGAGCUUUUUUUCUUCGGUGGGGACAAGGGUGUGUGAACAGCACCGCAAUUGCUCAUCCUAUACAGUUCGUUUGGGGAAACGCUGUGUUUCGAGGGCCCAAAGCAAGCACAAAUUGUAAGCUGCAAGCAUGGUAAGAUACUGACCAAAUGAGGGCUACCUGUGUUGAAAUAAUGCCGUCGUUGUUGAGGACAGAUGCCAUUGAGGGAGGCCGCCCUUGGUAGUGCAGCAGUCCAGAAUAUCGAACUGAAACGCAUUAGCGCGGCAGCUUUUCUCUUCUCCAACAAGGGGUAUUUGGGCGAAGGGUAGCGACAGUGCAUCGUAGCAAGAUUCGAUGUUUCGCAGUCAUUUUCGUGAGGUUCAUCGAGAUUUUGUGCACAAUCCUGGUGGUUUCUGGCCCGAAUCAUGAACGCCGAUUCAAGCGCUCCAUGGUUUGUAUGGUAUGAUUUCGUGGACGACCACCAAAUAGAAAGGCACCAGGUGGCGCCGACGUUGUAUUCGAUGACGUGUUGGCUUGGAUUUGCCCGACAUGCGUCUAUAUUCCGGCGCAGUAUAGCUGACGUAUUUGGUCCUUCAUUGAGUGCCUCUCGUUAUCGACUUGCCAGAUGCCGUUUUGCUUUGUUUGUCGUUUCCGGGUACAUCUGUCUAGGUAGCGUUAUUUCGAUUUCAAGCAGCUGUCGGACCUGUUCGCUACGAAAAACAGCGGAGAAGAAAACGAGCAAAAUGCUGUGAUUCUAUUCGUCUUCCAUCGUCCCCCGUUUCCGAACAGCUCAAACGCCACACAUUCCGUAAAGGUUACAUGAGUUGAUACUUGUUCCAAUUUCUCGCGCACUACGGUUGUAUGUCGACAUGUACACCCUGGAAACUUGCUUCCUGGAGGUGCAUUCCGGCGUGCAGUCAUUGCGAACCGAUCAUCGACUGUCAGAUUUCAUUCUCCGUGGCUUGAUUUCGUAAGAACGAUCAGAAACUACCAGGUUGACUUGCCCCCCACGGCCAGUUCGCCGUGGGAGAAGGUAAACCCUGUUGCAUGUGUCGAAUUGUGCACAACUUCUGUGUUCACAUGGCGUGACUAGCCGAUUCUGGGUGGGGAUCGCUGGCCGUGAAGUUGCAUCUACGGUAUGUAGCAAUUUGUAGGUACGUGCUGCACGACCAGGCUGAAUUCAUACGUUCGGAUUGCACAAAUCAUCAAUGACGUGGGUCUGUGUCUCUCGGAAGCAAUUCGAAUACGUCUCAGGCUUGGGCAACCUCAUUAGUCUGAAGAUCCAUGUAACCCGUGGUGCUAGAUCGCGUUUCGAGCUUGUUGGCGUUGAACCCCACAGGAAAUAAUUCGAGGACAGGUGAAACAUGGCUUCUCCGCACAACGAAAGAGGCCUCCCCCCCCGGUGUGUACGAAAGCAAGCUGUGAAGUCUAGACCGCACAAACGCGCACGUCAACUGUCUCUUUGCCCUGCACUCUCUGUCGGGUGCAGCCAUAAAUUCUGAGCAGCGGCGCGAGAGAGGAAGCCCCGAGGCAUGGCGCUGCGUGUGCUUAAGGCCGUGUUCGCAUACAGCGUUAUCGGUGUUCUUUCGAGCUGGUUUUGGCUUGAUCGACAAGGUGUUGUUGAAUUUGUCUCAAGGUCUUGCCGGCUGCUGGGUUCGCAUUUGGUCAGAAGGGUACCUUCGACACCCCUCACCGCUGCUCCUGCGCUUGCUGUGACUGGAGGAUGGCUGUACGUUUGGUGAUCCGAAGUACAUCAUUGGCGCGUACGGUUCAUGCCAAUAUCAAUCUUGCCGACGUCACGAUCCAUCCUCAACAAUCGUCAUACAGCAUUACCAACAGCCUUACGUUGUACAGCAACGAUAAAAUGCAAACACUGUUGGUCAACUUCCAAUGCUGUUUUGCUGCAAUGUAUGAGCGGGCAGGUGUAGCCAGAAUCAACCUUUUGUGCCAAAUACCCUUCUCUCGGGUCCGCUCCAGAAAGCUUAGGUGUCGCCGGGCCACGCUGUUGCUACACUGGGGGAUGAGACGUGGGAAUCCCUCGUGCUGUUGGUGUGUUUUUCAGUGAUUCAAACAUGUGCGUCCGGCUGUGUUCCUCGGAUUAUUUCUGCUGAAAGAGGAUUAUUGCGUGUCUGGGAAGUCGCCCGACGUCAGCAAGGGGAAAGCGUUCAAUACGAAAAGUGCCAUAUAUAUUUGUCUGCGUGAUGGCCGGUGACAAGUGAUAUGGUGCUGGCUGUGGCGACAAGGUCCUCGCGUAGGACGAGAAGAUGUUUGGUGGUGAUAGGCCGAGUACCCGAAAGAGUCUACGAAUCAAAUGCUCGAGUCGGCUUAGGACGUCGCUCCCGAGAGGGAGCACGCGUAAGCGAGGUUCGUGAUUUUUGCACCAUUGCCUUGACAUGUUCCUAUUGCCCAUCGUAGGGAUGGGUGCCAAGGCCGACCGAAAGAGGCCCUGUGUCGUUCACGGGCAUGACGUUCGAUAUUCGAAGCGGGUUGAUUUUGUCUUCGGCUAAAGUGCUUGUGCCUGUUAAAUGCAUUGGGAGGGAUGGCCGAAGGUCAUGAUCAUGAAAUGAUGAGGAGGGUGCCCUGGAGGUUCAAUCCCCCCCAACCCUUUUUCGCGGACUAUCGAAGGAACGUUGAGAGGAAUCGAGGAGACAGCCGUAUUCUCCUGGUUGAUGGCGUUGAACGUUUAGCUCAGACACGCCAGAAAUUCAUGAGGCUACGUCGCCAAAAUGGGAGAACAGCCGCUGGUGUACCCCUCGUCGCUCCGCGGUUGUUAAUCUUGAGAGGCCAGCAAACGUCAGUGGCUCUCCUUGAGAACGCGUUUCGGCCACAACGUGAUUCACGCCAUGAGGAUGUGCCGAAUACCGAAUGCCAGCUCGAGACGUUGGAAAUCAAACUAUUAUAUAGCUGGUUUAAUUGGGUGUGUCGCGCCAGGAUCUAUUUCUUCACGGUACUUUGCAAGUGACCACAAAAGAACGGUGCCACCGGCUGAGCGCAACUCAGAAAGAACCACGUCGAGAAUGAGAAUACAGAAGUAUCACUUUUGCCCUACCUGCAUAGGGGAAAUUUACUUCCUCCGGGCAAAUCGAAAGUUACGCCGAUAAAUAGUGGGAAGAGAGAUAGAGGUCCAGAAUGCGGCACAGCGAAAGAUAUUGAAAGUAGCAAGUACAGUGGGUACUGCAAGUACAAUGUCCCGCAGGCAUUAACGCACGGUGCCGUCGUCCUCGCUAAACUUGCAAUUUUUCAACCAAGCGUGCAUUCGAUCUAGCUGGAAACACUCGCAGAGAGCUGCAGACCCCGAAGAAACUUUACACCCCCAUGCUGACACACUUCAGAGCUCCUUCACCCUCAGCUCCGUCCCUUCCCCAUUACUGCAGCCCUUUCAAACGCCCUCUUGACGCUUGUUCCCUACUGCACAUUGCUUCUUGAGUUCGCACGGGUGGUGCGCCGAACCAUGAGCAAGGAAUGUGAUUGCUUUUUUCCGCAUCCGGGACGUAAGGCCGCACCAGAACGUGUAAUUUCCAGCGGGGUUGUGUAGUUGUGUAAUUGAAUCAACAAAAGAAUUUUUUCAUAAUCGUUCGCACCCCCGGCGGUUUCAGAUGCAGACACCACAUGACUCCCGAAAUUAUUCAUAGCACCGAAAGUGCACUCUCUUUGACCCGGCAAACACAACGGGGGGAACGAUUGGUAGGGCAGGGCGAAGACUUGUUUCAUCUGCGACUGACUGUCGUUUGCCAUUCGAAAACGUUUCAGCCGGAAAGCGUAAAUCUGUCCGCGUGUUGGUUUGGGCAAGUGCAAUCGAAUGACAAACGUUCGCCGAGUAAAUAUCGCCGUCAACAGGGAACAAUUAUGCGCAACUGUACUUGGUUUUGAGAGUGGAGAGCUUGUACUAUGCAAUAGGACGAAGGCUACCCCGAAACGUGGCACACACGGAAUGCGGACUCUGGCCUCGUCAGAUGCCCUCAAUGAGACCCUUCGCGAAACAGAUUUGGGCACGAACAUGCAAGAACGUUCAAUGACGGACUAUUACUCUUUACUCUAUGGUGGAAUGCGUUGCCGCGGAUUGGAACUUACCUGACAAGGAAUGUAGUCCUGGUUUGACGUGUCUCAGAAAUGAGCUGCAGUCACCGUUACGUCUUGGUUGACCUCAUCGCUCACGUAUGAAAGCUUCCCCUUACGGCACAGGGCAUUUUUUUGGGUUCAUGCCCGGAGACGUGUCGCCUCGUUGUGAUUCCUUUUGGACCAUUGGGCGAGCGAAGAGGCCAGUCCCCCGCUUGGCUUGGAGUGGUUGUCGUUUGGUGGGGGUUGGAAGGUCACAAGCGUCCGGUAUCCCGCAAUGUCCACAUGAGCUUGAUGGCGUGCUGAUGCACCUGUCUUUUGGCUCUCACUCACUCGGAUUGGCGAAUUCGCUUUGGAACGUGUCGAGGAAGGUACUGCCUCCGUUGUUUGUAUGUCCCAAAGCCUUUUCAUGCCCGCCCUUGUUCCGUGGGCGGUGUCGUUCAGCGGGCAUUUGGUCAGAACAAACGUCGAUUCAUCGCACACUCUUGCUCGUGCACCAGCACCUGUGAUUCGGUACCUUCAUUCGCUACACAACACUCGAGAGCACAGCAUCUCCUGUGGGAUGGAAAAGAGGAACGGUCACUUCAGCGAGGCCGGCUUGAGAAACAACAAUCUGCCAAGACAACAGAACCCAGGAUAUGGUAUACGCCCGUCAAGCAAGUAAUUAUUUAAUUAUCUUCCCAGCCGUGUACAUGGCAAAGAGCACGUGUAGUAUUCGCGGAAAUGAGUACUCAGAACACGGACGUCGGGCGAAAAAUUGCCCGCCCUCGUUGUGAGUUUUUGUUGUGUUUGGAUGUAUGGAAAGAGAUUCAAGAGAUCCCGCGAACGGAGGUUGCGCAGUCGCAGGAGGUAUAUGACUCAUGUUUGUCGCCGACAAUUCAUGUCGCGUCAGCCAAGCAAUUGUCAGACGCAUGAGGUGCUGUCAGAGUAGUUAGCUUUUCUGCUCUGCCGGUCGUUACCGGUGACAUCUGUCCCAUGGGCACUUGUUUUGUUUUCACUCAGUUGUCGGACCUGUUCGCUGAACCAAAAAUACCAGAGAAAUUGGCGACGACAUUGUUUGCUUCUCUUCGUCUUCCAUUCCCUUCCGGUUCUGAACACCUCCAAGGCUACAACAUUCCAUUCACAGUUCUCUGAAAUGAUGUUAAUAUAUUGUCAUGGACACCGUGCAAA
This is a messenger RNA of Ectocarpus sp. CCAP 1310/34, 6343 nucleotides long. NCBI's taxonomy places the organism in Eukaryota, Phaeophyceae, Ectocarpales, Ectocarpaceae. The record is from the annotation of a GenBank genome assembly.